This is a messenger RNA of Lethenteron reissneri (Far Eastern brook lamprey), 4907 nucleotides long. Its product is annotated as large neutral amino acids transporter small subunit 2-like. Gene Ontology annotation, molecular function: neutral L-amino acid transmembrane transporter activity; L-amino acid transmembrane transporter activity. The record is from RefSeq and is a predicted model, not a curated record. Gene Ontology annotation, biological process: neutral amino acid transport; amino acid transmembrane transport. Gene Ontology annotation, cellular component: membrane. NCBI's taxonomy places the organism in Eukaryota, Metazoa, Chordata, Hyperoartia, Petromyzontiformes, Petromyzontidae.
UUUAACACACACACAGCGCACACCCCGUGUGUAUCCACACAGUAAAGACACACACACACACUGGCACAACCACCCCCGACACACGCACACAACCAUCACCAGCAGCCCCUCCUCCUCUGUAUAUAUCAAUGCCUGACGCCGAGCGAGACAGAAGCCCCGACGGAGAGGAGGGCGCGAGAGGCCGAGCGACUGAGCGGGGCACCCCCACGAAGACUCCAUCUCGACUGCCGACUUGGAGCCGAUCCCCCCUCCUACCGCGCCUCCCCGUUGCGCCACCACGGGCGACGAACAGAGACGCGACAUCAUCAUCAACAACAGCGGCAUCAGCGGCAGCAGCGGCAUCACAAUAGCAUCAGUAACAGCAGCAACGGCAGCAGUGAUCGGUUGAAUUAGCGGAGGUAGCUGCAGCAUCAGCGACAUCAGCAGCAGCAGCGUCUUCAUUUGACUUAUUAGGAGAACCACCGGCAGUAUCGGCAACAACAACACCAUCAUCAUCAUCAAUACCACCACCACCAUCAGCAGCAUCAGCAACACCACCAUCAGCAGCAGCAGCUGUCGGGAUGUCUCCGCAGAGCCGGUGGCGAGGCUCUGGGGGAUCCGCGGAGGGAAGCUCUGAUCCGGCAGGCGACGGCGCGACUGGGAACGGAGUCGAACUGAACCCUGACAAGCAGCGUGGUGGCGGUGGUGAUGGAGGAGGCGGAGGAGGAGUGGCGCUCCGAAAGGAGAUCGGCCUCGUGAGCGCUUGUGGCAUCAUUGUGGGGAACAUCAUCGGCUCGGGGAUCUUCGUGUCCCCCAAGGGCGUGAUGGAGAACGCCGGCUCAGUAGGCCUCGCCCUCCUCGUGUGGAUCAUCACCGGCGUCAUCACCGCCAUCGGCGCCCUCUGCUACGCCGAGCUGGGGGUCACCAUCCCCAAGUCCGGCGGCGACUACAGCUACGUCAAGGACAUCUUCGGGGGCCUCAUGGGGUUCCUGCGCCUGUGGAUCGCGCUGCUCGUGAUCUACCCCACCAACCAGGCGGUGAUCGCCCUCACGUUCUCCAACUACGUGCUGCAGCCACUCUUCCCCACGUGCCUCGCGCCCGACUCGGCCCUGCGUCUCCUGGCUGCGAUCUGCCUCCUGCUGCUGACGUGGGUGAACUGCUCGAGCGUGCGCUGGGCCACGCGCGUGCAGGACGUGUUCACCGGCGGCAAGCUGCUCGCCCUCGCGCUCAUCAUCGUCAUGGGCUUCGUGCAGAUCUGCAGAGGCCAGUACCACUGGCUGGAGCCCCAGAACGCGUUCCGCGCGUGGCAGGAGCCCACGGUGGGGCUCGUGGCGCUCGCCUUCCUGCAGGGCUCCUUCGCCUACGGGGGGUGGAACUUCCUCAACUACGUCACCGAGGAGCUCGUCGACCCCUACAGGAAUCUCCCACGUGCCAUCUUCAUCUCCAUCCCGCUCGUCACCUUCGUCUACGUGUUCGCCAACAUCGCCUACGUCACCGCCAUGUCGCCCGAAGAGCUCCUCAGCUCCAACGCCGUCGCCGUGACGUUCGGAGAGAAGCUGCUGGGGGUCAUGUCGUGGCUCAUGCCGAUCUCCGUGGCGCUCUCCACGUUCGGCGGCGUCAACGGCUCCCUCUUCACGUCGGCACGGCUGUUCUUCGCCGGAGCGAGGGAAGGCCACCUGCCGAGCCUCCUCGCCAUGAUUCACGUGCGGAAGUGCACGCCCAUCCCCGCCCUGCUCUUCACGUGCGCCACCACGCUGCUGAUGUUGCUCACCAGCGACAUGUACACGCUCAUUAACUACGUGGGCUUCAUCAACUACCUCUUCUACGGCGUCACCAUCGCGGGCAUGCUGGUGCUGCGCUGGAAGCAGCCCGACAUUGCGAGACCCAUCAAGGUGAGCGUGAUCUUCCCCAUCAUCUACCUCCUCUUCUGGGCCUUCCUGCUCGUCUUCAGCCUCGUGUCGGAGCCCGUGGUGUGCGGCGUCGGCCUCGCCAUGAUGCUCACCGGCGUGCCCGUCUACUUCCUGGGCGUCUACUGGACAAACCGUCCCAAGUUCCUCGACACCAUCAUCGACGUGGUGACGUACGGCGGGCAGAAGCUGUGCGUCGUCGUCUACCCGCAAGACGACGCAGCCUCCAAGGGGGAGGAGCCCGGAGAGGCGGGGGGCGACACGCAGAGUCUCAAGGGCAAGGGGUGCCCCCCCAGCCCGACGCCUUCGUAUGGGAGCACAGAGGGAUAGACCUAGCCCCCCACAACCCCUGCCCCCCACAACCCCCCCCUCACCCCCACCCCCCCCCGCCUCUGUUCCAUGCCCCCCCCACCCCUGUUACAAAUGCGAGACUCCUCCUCUCAUCCUGGCCCCUCGUGGGUUUUCCUCCGCUGGUUAAAUCACAAACACCGACCACAACGAGGCAUUACUCUUGCCAUUAUGGAUAAUCCCCCCCACCCCGCCCAAAGAUGGAGCUAUCCUAUCACUGCACCCCACCCCCUCCUCCUUCCAUCGCCACCUCCCUCCGUGACCCCCCUCACUUGCGGAGACACCCACGUGGGAGCCACCCACGUGGGAGCCACCCACGCGUCUACCGCAAACCACAAAUAUUUUAAUUUCCACCAUCUCCACCACCACUACUACCACCACUACCACCACUACCACCAAUUACCACCAACUACCACCACUACCACCACUACCACCCACUACCACCCACUACCACCCACUACCACCUACUACCACCCACUACCACCCACUACCACCAACUACCACCACUACCACCUCUACCACCAACUACCACCAACUACCACCAACUACCACCAACUACCACCAACUACCACCACCACUACCACCCACUACCACCCACUACCACCCACUACCACCACUACCACCCACUACCACCCACUACCACCACUACCACCCACUACCACCCACUACCACCAACUACCACCACUAUCACCACUACCACCAACUACCACCACUAUCACCAACUACCACACCUACCAAAACUACCACCACUUCCACCACUACCACCAACUACCACAAAAUCCUGCCAGGAAGAAUUCCUCGGUGUGUCUUACAACGCUGUCGCCUGUUAUUGGCGUGACCUUAAAAUGUGGUCACGAGACGAAACAAAUGAUCGGCGUUCGUCCAGAAACUAUCGGAGGGCAGUGAGAUCCAUGCUCGAUUCCAGGGGCGGGACGUUGGGGAAUUCUCUCGGUGCGCCCACAACCUUCUCGCCGCCUCGCUUUGUCCCAUACCCUGACCGUGUGGGCUCACAGCGGAAUGCGGGGGCACAGUUAAUCAUAUAUAGGGUUAUUUUAAUUGAUAAGCGUGACUUGCACUCUAGUGGUAGUGCCUUACACCAAACAUGCCUACCCCAACUGAAGCCAGUAGAGCAGCGUUCCGGAAAAUAUUUUUGAGUGGGUAUAUGUCUGCAAAUAAGUAUUUUAUAUCCGCGCACAGCCGAGGCUCGGGUCACUGCACGUUAGCGGCAGGCGAUGGCGUGCGUGCGUGUUAAUGAACCACGAAAGUAGAUACCACAGAAGUGCUCUUGACGUGUCUGCAAGUUAGUAUUUUUAUCUGCACACAGCCUAGGAUAGGGUCACUGCACGUCAGCGCAGAUGCGAUAUCGGCAGCCGAUCAAAGGCGUCAUUGUCUCGCGUAGUCAUUUUAACCCAUGAUGAUGCUGAUGAUUGCCUGCUGGAAGACUGCCAUUGUUGAGACGCUGAGAUUUCGUUUCACUUUGGGGGGGUGCGGGGAAGAGGAGAGGAGGCGGAUUUCAAUCCCUCCGCUCCCUCGGCUUUAGAACAUUUUGCACAUGAAUGCAAUCUUAGAAUGCGGUGAGUUGGAGCCGCGCGUCUCUGCCGAGUAGUUAUUAGUCGUAGUAGUUAUUAGUCGUAGUUAGUAGUCGUCGUCGUCGUGGUGACGAUGAUGUCGCUGUUUGAAUGUUGCGCUGUUCUCCCAGAGGUGCUGAACCUAUGGCCUCUUGGCAGCGAUGAUACCCCGCGACCUCAUUGAGCUGCGCCCCCACCUAUUGCCUUGAUUCAUCUCUUGAGCUACUUGGGGCACUGCUGUUGCUUUGCUUUUAUCCUGGUGCUUCUGUGCCGGGGGCGGGGGGAGGGCGUGUCACUUUUUUCCUUUACUCGCGAAAUUCCACGUGCGUUUUGUGUCGUCGUUUGCUGUUAAUUGUCCAUCUUGACGUCUUCCUUGCGAUUGUUUGUUGACGAGGUGACUUGGAUGUUCCGUUUCGCGGGACGUUGGCGCGCGAUCGUCACGGAGGGGGGUGCGGGUGGGGGGGGAUGACGAGGAGGGGGAGCGAAGAGGGGACGACUCGAUACACGCGUUGGGGCUCGGGGUUAGGGGUCAGGGCUAGAUCCAGAGAUGGAAUCUGAUUCGUCAGUUUGAUAGGGCUAUGUGCAAGGUUGACUUCUGGUUGGACGGUGCUUGCCUGGCUUAGGUUAGGGAUUAGCUGAAUGGGGAGGGCUGGUGUCUGGUUCACCAGUAUGCUAUGGGUAGGGCUGGUCACCAGUACGCUAUGGGUAGGGCUGCUGUCUGGUUCACCAGUACGCUAUGGGGAGGGCUGGUGUCUGCUUGUGGUAAUUCUUUUUCUCCCGUUUCCGGUCACCUGUGCGCGCUCGCUUUGCCCAGCGCUCAGACGCUCGAUUCCCGGGCCGCGUGUCGAGAUGCGUGAGAAGGAGGAGGACGCGAGAGAAGAGAGACUAUCGACCCUCUGAACCAAUGUCGACUUCCCCUCCGUCCCCACUCGCGUUCGCAGUUGUCGGUGACGCCACCAGUGCCAGGCGGUCGGGGAAUGGUUGGCGACACAGCCGGGGGUUAAUUUCAUAAUCAACGAUUUUUGGGUUAGAUCGCGUUAUGUAUAAAUUUGUCGUAACUCUCCACCACCCGACACGGCCAAUCGGUAAAAAAGUGUCACGUUGA